Cynara cardunculus var. scolymus (artichoke) is the source of this 809-nucleotide messenger RNA. Its product is annotated as DNA-binding protein DDB_G0278111. The record is from RefSeq and is a predicted model, not a curated record. The transcript has 7 exons. NCBI's taxonomy places the organism in Eukaryota, Viridiplantae, Streptophyta, Magnoliopsida, Asterales, Asteraceae. Gene Ontology annotation, molecular function: DNA binding. Bases 169 to 555 code for a protein of 128 amino acids. Gene Ontology annotation, cellular component: cytosol; nucleus.
AGGUGUAUGCUUUUGGACAGGUUCAAAACGCAUAAGCGCUUUUACAUCCGCAACCAAACGCGUCCCAUAAACGCCACCUCCAUCCUCUCUUUUUCCCCACUUCAGUGUUUCUUUUUAGCGAUUCACUGAGAAAUUCAAAUCAAGAAGACUUAUAUUUUGCCCAAACCAAUGGCGGAUCCAGAACUAGAAGCUAUCAGGCAAAGAAGAAUGCAGGAGCUUAUGGCUCAACGAGGCGGUGGAAGUCAGCAAAACCCCGAUCAGCAGAAGGCCCAGGAUGAAGCAAAAAGGGAGGCAGAUGAGCAAAGGCAAAUGAUGCUUAGUCAGAUAUUGUCAUCACAAGCACGUGAAAGACUUGCUCGAAUAGCGUUAGUGAAACCUGAGAAGGCCCGUGGAGUUGAAGAUGUUAUAUUAAGGGCUGCUCAAAUGGGUCAGAUUGCCGAGAAGGUUUCUGAAGAGAGGCUCAUAUCAUUGUUGGAACAAAUCAACAACCAAACAACCAAACAGACGAAAGUUACAAUCCACAGGCGUCGGAGUGUGCUUGAUGAUGAUGAUUAGCUCUUAUAUUUGAAAUUUGGUGGUUGCUAUCGACUUGAUUACUGGUAGUGUUGAUUUGAGUUUGAAAACCUUUUGUUGUUGGGUGUUUCAACAUAUUAUGUAAUUCUUCUACCAUAAGCAUUCUUAUUCCAGAGCAUAUAUGUUUGUCUACUUAAUAUGGUACGUUUGAGACUGCCCAUUUACUCUAGUGAAUUACUAUAUCAGUCUCUUUGGUUAAAAAUUUGACGAUUCCAAAUAGAUUUGUUGUUUAAGCU